Colletotrichum truncatum is the source of this 1395-nucleotide messenger RNA. The record is from RefSeq and is a predicted model, not a curated record. NCBI's taxonomy places the organism in Eukaryota, Fungi, Ascomycota, Sordariomycetes, Glomerellales, Glomerellaceae.
AUGCAUAUUCUUGACUUUCCAUUGGAACUGAUUCAGAGAAUUCUGUACCAUAUGGCACUCUCUAGAGGCGUCACCCGGGAUUUGAGGUUGCGUCUUGUAUGCAAGCUUUUCCGGGACUCCCUAAGGUCUGCUCUGUUUGAAAUUCGCCUUCUUGAUGAUUUUGACCCGGGCAGGGGCAUUAUUGCAACAGAUGGACCAAGUCACGAAUGGAAAACUGGUUUGUACGGAAUCAGCACGGUGCUGAGGAUUUUUGGCAUUCCUAUAUCAUGUACCGAGUUCGGAACGAAAAGAAUCCACAGGUCGGCCGCCUGGUCGAGAUACGAGAUCUUGCAAAAGUGUACUGUCAAAAAACGAGUUCAACCGAUCUCCAUGGCACUAUCGACACUCUUUGCUGGAUGGCACUUGAACGAGCUGCCAGAUGCCCAGCUCACGCCAUGGGAUGACACGGACCGAGAUCCAGGUCUGAACCUACUUAGCGCAGCGGCAUAUCUUGGCAAUUUACCGCUGGCCAAGCAGUUGUUGAAGGAAGGUCAAUGUCCGGUAAAUAACAAUGAGCUCUUUGCCUCACCCAUGCGUCUUGCCGCAUGGUCAGGCCGCUCCGAUAUUUUGCAACUCUUUCAGGAACAGCUACCUGAGUACGAGUGUUCUUCCACGGAAGCGGGCACUAAGUUGCGAGCUAAAGCUGACUCCGGCUCUAUCACGGGAGCUGCGAUUAAUGGAGACUUAAAUAUGCUCCGUUUGACUAUCUACCCUCCCUCACGGGCCAAACCGGAUAACUCUGACUUUGCUGGAUUCCCAUACGGACACGCUGUUAUAGAGGACCCGUUCGACGAACGAGUUUACGAGCUCUACAAAGCACAUGGGGAACACAAAGAAGUUAUGGUAGACAAUGUUGUCAGAUGUCACUGCGAAUGGGGCGAUCUGGAUAUCGUCAAACAUCUGGUCAAGACUUACAGCCUUGGAACUAUCGACUUAUACGGCGCCUAUAAUUCAAAGAGCAACUGCCUUGUUGGUGCAGCUCGCGGAUGGCACGAAGACAUACUUGACUACUUGCUCGAGUCUGGCAUGCAUCCCGCAAGGUUUGCCGGCGAUGUACCCCCUCUAUAUGCAGCCACAUAUGCCGGGAGUAUGUCGAUUGUGCGCAAGCUUAUCGACCACGGUGCGAAUCCUUGUGAAGGGGUAUAUGAGAAUCUUCAUAAUGCUGUACGCUUUGAGCACACAACUCUCCUUGAGUUUCUUUUGGAAAGAAAUGGCUAUCGUGAUGAACCGUCGGCGUUGGGAAGGGCGCUAAAAGAUGCGAUUGACUUGGGACUGGAAUCCAUGGUUGAGAUUCUUCAACGAAAGAAUAGAGCUGAGGACACAAGAUUAAAUUCACGAGGCAUGAUGUAUCGAUAG